UUUGUCAAAUCCAAGUGUCUUUUACCCUCAGUCCAAUAAAUUAAGAAAGGAAAAUCCCCAUUCUCAGCAGAGAUAAAAUGCUCCCCUGAAUUGGAUUGGAUUAAGCCCGCCACUGCUUGCACUUUGUUAAUUGUUAAAGCUCGGCCGUCUUCCAGGGCAACUUGACUCGCCCUAUGGAUAUAUGUAGCAUGUCGAUGUCGGAGCAAUUAUCUGCGAAUUCUCUUCGAUUCAGCCGAGUUGCGAGAAAUUCUAUUGCUAUUCGACGAGCCCCGACGUCACUCUUGCUCCGCUGCGCAUCCGAUUCAUUACUGGAGUCGAAUUCUCGGAAUCGGAUGUUCAUUCUCGGAAUGGGUUUUGUGGGACAGUUCGUGGCGCAAGAUCUCAUGAACAGUGGAUGGGUUGUUUCUGGCACUUGCAGAACCACUACAAGGAAGAAGAUGCUUGAGGAAAGGGGCCUCAACGUAUACCUUUUUGAUGCAAAUGAGCCGGAGCCAGGAGUUCUUGAUACUAUGAAACAUCAUACACAUCUCCUUGUUUCAAUCCCUCCUGUUGUAGGUCUUGGUGAUCCAAUGCUUCAACAUAGGCAAAUUUUGAGAAGCAGACUAAUGGAUGGAAAUCUUCAAUGGCUGUGUUACUUGUCAUCGACCAGUGUUUAUGGAAAUUGUGGUGGAGCAUGGGUAGAUGAGUAUUGUCCUGUAAGCCCUGAAAGUGAAUUGGCUAAAGUGAGGGUAGCAGCUGAGGAAGGAUGGCUAGAUCUGGGCCAUGAUCUUGGGCUCUCUGCCCAAAUAUUUCGACUGGGAGGCAUCUAUGGCCCUGGCAGAAGUGCUGUAGAUACCAUAAUUAAGCAGAUGCCAUUGUCAGAAGCUCAGAAAAGGAGAGUAACCAGGCAAUACACAUCCAGAAUUCAUGUAGCCGACAUUUGUCAAGCACUCAAGGCUAGCAGUAUUAGUGUGCCAAGCCCCAGGAAUAUCUAUAAUAUAGUUGAUGAUGACCCUGCUCCAAGGGAGGAAGUAUUUGCAUUUGCAAAGCACUUGAUCAAGGAAACGUGGCCAAACCAGAUAAAAAAAAGCACGUCUCCUGGUAUGACAGGAUCAAUUAUUCAGAAGCAAAGUUCCAAACGUGAGAAGCGGGUGUCCAACUCACGCAUGAAGAAGGAAUUAGGAGUGAAACUAAUUCAUCCAAGUUACAAAUCUGGAUUGUCAAACAUCAUUGUUCAUAUGAAGAACCCAUUUGGAUGAUUUCAUUGGAUUCUUUCAAUGUUGUCAUAAAGAUGUUAUGCACUGUAAACACAAUUAAAAGAACUAAACGAAAUCAUGCUAAUAAGCAUCAAGUGUCAAAUGUUAAAAUUUACAUCAA
Malania oleifera is the source of this 1356-nucleotide messenger RNA. RefSeq lists its product as uncharacterized. The transcript has 8 exons. NCBI's taxonomy places the organism in Eukaryota, Viridiplantae, Streptophyta, Magnoliopsida, Santalales, Ximeniaceae. The record is from RefSeq and is a predicted model, not a curated record. The coding region runs from base 174 to 1238 and encodes 354 amino acids.